Messenger RNA from Microthlaspi erraticum, 594 nucleotides. The record is from the annotation of a GenBank genome assembly. NCBI's taxonomy places the organism in Eukaryota, Viridiplantae, Streptophyta, Magnoliopsida, Brassicales, Brassicaceae.
AUGCUGUUCAAACACAAGCAACAUUUCAAGACAACGCUAGCAAUCUAUGCACUUAAGAAUCUAUUCCGCUUCAGGUAUCACAAGCACGCGCAUAACUAUACGGUCGCGAGGUGCAUCUCAAGAAAGUGUGAUUGGAGAAUCAUGGUGAAGCAAGUUUGUGAAUCGCAGACGUACGAGGUGAAAAAGGCACAUCUAAAGCACAUAUGUGAGGUAGAUGUAAGAGGGUCAUAUACAAAACACGCAACAUCAAAAGCUAUAGCAGCAAUGCUGAGAUCGAAAUAUGAAUCGUGUGUUCGACCCCGAUCCAAGGAUCUUCCGGCGGUGGGACUAAAGAACUUGCAAUCUCGGAUGCAAACGAACAAAGGAGUACAUGUAUCUUCUGAAGUUGACAGUGAGAAUGACGAGUCUUGGCUAUGGUUCUUUGAGAAGCUGGUAGAUGUUAUUAGCGAUGGGGCGGACUUUACAUUGGUAUCGGACAUGGCUCCGUCAAUAGCUUCAGCGAAGGAGGUACAUUAUCUGCUAACACAUCACGGAAGCUGUCUUCUACAUAUUCAGAGGCAUGUCAAUCAGAAGUUCACUAAACGGAGACAGUAG